Molecule: messenger RNA, 892 nt
Organism: Chelonus insularis
Lineage: Eukaryota; Metazoa; Arthropoda; Insecta; Hymenoptera; Braconidae
Exons: 4
Source: RefSeq, a predicted model, not a curated record
GUAUAGAGAAACGUGUAAGUGAUUUUGGAAAAUCUAACAAAGAAGACUUGCAGUUUCAAUGGCUGAAAACAAAGACAAAGAAGGAUCGACAGUGUCGUCGACUCUUGAAAUAGACACGUUAAAUGAAAUGCUUGAUAACAUGACAUUUGAAAAUGUUAUGGUCAAGCUGGAGGGUGUGUUUAUGCUUAAAGCAAACCACCCAAAUGAGGAAAUUGAGUUAUCCCUGCAUGAAAAUUAUAUUUCACUAAAAACUCAGACGAGUGUUGAGUACAAAGCAGCUAAAACAUUUGUUACCAAAGAGGAGUUGAAAGCGCUAGAAGUAUGGCUGGACAAAUGUAAGAAACAGGGUGUGAAAGCUGUGCUGCCGAGUACUGUAAAGAAACAGGAAAUAGUUGAUCCUGUAGAGGAACAAUGGUUGGCUACGAGAAUCAGCAACGACAGAACGAAUGACGACAGUAGUGGUGACGACGGAAAGAGUGACGAGAGAAUCAGUAACGACAGAACGAAUGACGACAGUAGUGGUGACGACGGAAAGAGUGACGAGGGAACUAGAUAUGACGGAACUAGUUAUAAGAGGAGUGUCAACACAACGAGAGCUAUGAUUCAUAAUGUAGAAGGAGAUAAUAUAACUCAGUUGGCCACUGAGACAAAAGAUGACACAAAUUCAGAAACUAAACAAAAGACUGACGAAAAGGCGACUGCCUGGAUACCUUGCUUCAAUGCCAUGGACAAUAUGCUGUUGCAGCAGUCCAAAAUGUUGGCUAGCUUAACUGAAACUAUGAAAAGCAUGGAGAAAAGGCAAUCAGAAAUUAUGGAAGAGUUAUGUCGUAACCGACAAAAUAUGAGUGAUCUGGGUAAACAAGUAGAGAAAAUCGAGUGUAAUAUAAAACAG